Cyprinus carpio (common carp) is the source of this 486-nucleotide messenger RNA. RefSeq names its product octapeptide-repeat protein T2-like. NCBI's taxonomy places the organism in Eukaryota, Metazoa, Chordata, Actinopteri, Cypriniformes, Cyprinidae. The record is from RefSeq and is a predicted model, not a curated record. The transcript has a single exon. Bases 1 to 486 code for a protein of 161 amino acids.
AUGAGAGGAGACGAAGAGAAGGGGGAGGAGAAGAGGUUGAGGGUCCCCAAGGUGAGAGGGGGGAAGAGGAGGGGAGAGGAGAGAGGGAGGGAUGGGGAGAGGGGGAAAUUCCCAAGGAAAAGGGAGAAGAGAGAGAAAGGAGAGGGAGGGAAGAAAGAGGGAAGAGAAGACAGGUGGAAAGAGAAGGAGGGAAAAAGGGAGAAGGAAAAGAGGGAAAGAGGAGGAAAAAGGAGGAGAUCUCGAGAGAGAAGGAAAGAGAAGGAGGGAGAAGAGGGAGAAGAGGAGGGGGGGGAAAGGAGGGGAGGAGGGAGGAGGGAAGGGAGGAGGGAGGAGGGAGGAGAAAAAGGGUGGAAGAAGGGAAAGGAGGGAAGGGAGAGGAGAGAGGGCGAAAAAGAUAGAGGAAAGAAAGAGAGAGGAGAGAGGAGAAGGGAAGGGGAGAGGAGGAGAAGGGAAGGAGAGAAAGGGGAAAGGAGUGGGGGGGAGUAA